AUGCCUUCCGAAAAGCACGAGGGUGGUUCAAAUGCCCCAAGGAGCAGCAUGGGCUCUCAUAGGGCAAGCGAAGCCCGUGCCAGAACAGUGGCGCCAUCCCAAGCAACGCACCACGCUACUCACCGUGUACGCGAACUCUGUCAAGUCAUCCCUGCGACUGGUCAUGAUAAACCGCCAGGGGCCUGUGUUGCCGCCAUGCAUCCGUGUUAUCGGCCACUUGAUUUGGGCACAUGCAACCUGGUCAACAGCAACAAUGGCCUGUCUAGAAUGUACAACCCCGAAAGUAUUGCAAACACGCGAGCGUUCGAGACGACCAUGAAACCCGAAGACUACAAUAGGCUAUCCGAGGGCGACCAGAGAGCACUCGUGACGGCCAACUGGGCCCGAAACCACAGCAGCGACCUCCAUUCACCUGGACGUGCUCCUCCUCCGCCUCCACCUCCACCCCCUUCAGCCUCCGUCAAGGUCACUCGUCCUCCACCAUCGCUACGCGAGGUUGCAGCACCACCGCCGCCGCCGCCACCACCACCACCUCCUCCUCCUUCGCUCGCUAGGUCAGCUCGUGCCGCCGUUGCACCUCCACAACCUCCACCUCCCCCUCCUAGAGUUCCCAGCUCAGUUCACGGUGCAGGACCACCUCCGCCACCGCCGCCUCCUUCAGGUCUUAGGUCAACCCAUGCCGCCGUGCCACCUCCCCCGCCGCCCCCUCCACCGCUAUUAGCAGCAGGUCAAGUGGGACGGACACCAUCUCAGAUCCCACUCCCAAAGUCUACAGUGCUUUCCAAAGCUUCUUUCAAAGAUCCAGUGGCGGCGCCCGUUCACAAAGUCGAAUUCAUCUCGCCCGGGAGUCGUGUCUCUGCCGCUAGAAGCAGAGCACCUACCUUGACACCGUCGGAUUCGAUCUCCAACAGGUCUGCAUCACGGACGAAGAUCGAAACGGUCAAGGCUGCCUUGACGAAGGGUGCUUCGCUGGUCAAAUCUUCCAGAGGCAACGACGCGAGUUGCGAGCUUUGUCGUCGAGGCUCCAACAUUCCCCAGGUCGACGGGGCGCGGAUAUGCUCUGGCUGCGUCCAGUCGCAUAGAUUUUUGGUAGCGCAGAGUUCUGGCAACAGGCAUUGAGUUCGAAUGGAUGUGCCUGGUCAUGCGAGAACGUACGGUUGAAAUUGUUUGUUGGAGAGCACGAAAGUGACGACGUACACGAACGGGUAAUUAGUCAUGGGGCAAUGUUUGUACUUGAUCGAGAUAGGGUCAACAAAUCGUCGGGCCUGAGCCUUCACGUGCUGAGUACAACCUGGGGUGUCUGGGGGGACGACAGAUCGUAGCAAGUGGGAUGCAUGAGGGUUUGCUAAUGGUCCUUGGGGUCCGAAUCUACAGUACAGGAAUCCAAUUAGCCCACAAUACGCUGGUGAUGAAC
Messenger RNA from Exophiala oligosperma, 1414 nucleotides. RefSeq lists its product as uncharacterized. The transcript has 2 exons. The record is from RefSeq and is a predicted model, not a curated record. Lineage: Eukaryota; Fungi; Ascomycota; Eurotiomycetes; Chaetothyriales; Herpotrichiellaceae. Bases 1 to 1119 code for a protein of 372 amino acids.